This is a messenger RNA of Hevea brasiliensis (rubber tree), 2125 nucleotides long. RefSeq names its product flowering locus K homology domain. The transcript is spliced from 7 exons. Gene Ontology annotation, cellular component: nucleus; cytoplasm. Gene Ontology annotation, molecular function: mRNA binding. Bases 248 to 1852 code for a protein of 534 amino acids. Gene Ontology annotation, biological process: regulation of gene expression. The record is from RefSeq and is a predicted model, not a curated record. Lineage: Eukaryota; Viridiplantae; Streptophyta; Magnoliopsida; Malpighiales; Euphorbiaceae.
GACCGCAGUGCAAAUUGAAGAUUUUAUUAGGUCGACAUAACAAAAUGAACAACCACCCCAGAAUCUUCAUCGCUUAAUCGCCUGCACGCACGCGCACCUCCCCAUCGAGGCUAUAAACCCUCGAAACCCAUAUUCCAGCAAUUCUCUUUAGUACGCACUCUGUACGACCGUCAUAUUAGCACGCACUCUGUACGACCCUCAAAUCAUUUUAUUUCCUUUUUACUUUGUUUUGUCCAGAGCAAUAAUUAUGGCAGAAGUUGAUCAAAGUAUUGUCGAGCAUGAUGUGGAUCCAGCAGCAGUUCCUGGAUUGGAUGUUGCUGUAGAUCAUGGCUUGGAUCAUGCUGUGGAUCAUGAUGUAGAUCAUCCUGUGGAUUAUGGUCUGGAUCAUGCUGUUGAUGAUGUUGUGAAUCAUCCUGUUGAUCAGGGGUUGGAACAUGGUGUUGAUCACAGCUUGGAUCAAGCUACAGAUAGCUUUGCUGUAGAGCAUAAUGUCGAUCAUGCUGUAGAUCAGAAUGUGGAUCAUGCUAUAGAACAUGAUAUAGACCAUGCAGAAGAUCAUGUGCCUGAGAAUUUUCAGGCUCAAGAAAAACAAGGACAUGAUGAGGAUACAGUUGCUGGAGGCAGUGAAAAGAAGUGGCCUGGGUGGCCUGGGGAGAGUGUGUUCCGGAUGUUAGUUCCUGCACAAAAAGUUGGUAGUAUAAUUGGACGCAAAGGAGAGUUCAUUAAAAAAAUAGUUGAGGAGACAAGAGCUCGCAUUAAGAUACUAGAUGGUCCUCCAGGGACAACAGAAAGAGCUGUAAUGGUAUCUGCCAAGGAGGAACCCGAUUCUUCUCUACCUCCUGCCAUGGAUGGCCUUUUGAGGGUUCAUAAACGGAUUGUUGAUGGGUUGGAAGGUGAUUCUUCUCAUGUUCCCUCAGGCACAGGAAUCAAGGUUUCAACAAGGAUGCUGGUACCAGCCUCACAAGCAGGAAGUUUAAUUGGAAAACAAGGAGGAACUGUUAAAUCUAUUCAGGAAGCAUCUGGUUGUAUAGUUAGAGUUCUUGGAGCAGAAGACCUUCCUGUUUUUGCUCUUCAAGAUGAUAGAGUUGUUGAAGUAUUGGGGGAUCCAGCUGGUGUGCAUAAAGCAGUGGAGUUAAUUGCUUCUCAUCUAAGGAAGUUUCUAGUUGAUCGUAGUAUAAUUCCAUUAUUUGAAAUGCAUCAGAUGCAAAUGUCAAAUCAUCAGAUGGAGCACAUGCCGCCUCAUCAAUCAUGGGGUCCACCUCAAGGUCUUCCUCCAACUGCUGGUGGAGGUCCUGGUUUUGGACCUAAUCCUCAAUAUAUGCCGCCUCCACGGCAAAUUGAAAAUUACUAUCCUCCUACUGACUUGCUACCUCCAAUGGAAAAACAACCUCAUCAGGGUAUAUCUGCCUAUGGAAGAGAAGCUCCCAUGGGUGUUCAUGCAUCGUCGAAUUCCCAAGCAGCACCAUCUAUGAUCACACAGAUUACACAGCAAAUGCAAAUUCCAUUAUCUUAUGCUGAUGCUGUUAUUGGGACAGCUGGUGCAAGUAUAAGCUACAUUCGGCGUGCUAGUGGAGCAACUGUUACCAUACAAGAAACUAGAGGUGUUCCUGGGGAAAUGACAGUUGAAAUCAGUGGAACUGCAUCCCAAGUCCAAACAGCUCAGCAGUUGAUACAGAAUUUCAUGGCCGAAGCUGCAGCACCAACGCAAACGCAAACAGGUGGGUCCACAGACCAAGGAUAUAAUCCUUAUGCAGCUCAUGGUUCUGUGUAUGCAUCCCCCCCAACCAAUCCAGGACAUGCUGGGCAUACCGGAAGCUAUGGCUCAGUGUAUGGCACAAAUUAUGGGUACUAGGCAUAACACCUCCAAGUUAGUUUGGUGAUCAUUGAGGGUGUAAUGAUUUCUAACUUUGUUGGUAAAAUCAUCAAAUAAUUUUAUAAGACAUCUAUAAUGUUGUAUUUUUCUUUCUACUAGAUUCUUGCUUAGAUUAGAACUAGUCACAUAUGCUAGAUGUGUUGUGUGCAUUAGGCUAACCGUAGGGUUGCCAACACAAUAUUUUGAAUUUGCAUCUGACUUUGCUGGACGUGUUUCUAUAUAAAUGGUAUCAUAUUUGUUUUGCUCUCUCAA